Messenger RNA from Aspergillus thermomutatus, 537 nucleotides. RefSeq lists its product as uncharacterized. The coding region runs from base 1 to 537 and encodes 178 amino acids. The transcript has a single exon. NCBI's taxonomy places the organism in Eukaryota, Fungi, Ascomycota, Eurotiomycetes, Eurotiales, Aspergillaceae. The record is from RefSeq and is a predicted model, not a curated record.
AUGACCUCUUUGUGGCGCCGGAUCCUCCCCCAACGCGUCGCCAACACCGGCUCCCAAUUGCGUGACCACCAAGCGAACGAAAGAACUUUUCUCUCAUGGACACGCAUGGGGCUGGGCUUCGCAGCCAUGGCGCUGGCCCUCGGCCGUCUAGAUGCAAUUGAUCGCAUGCUCUCCUCGGCAUUGUCAAGCACCAAACUGAACGUAGUCGUGAUUCCCGAGAAUGCCGGAGCCGGAGCCGCGCGCUCGGGCAACAGCAGCAGCCAACUGGAAGAACCGCAGCAUUCCGCAACGCCAAAUCACAUCAGCCUGUAUUUGGAAAGUGGGUUUUCUGCAGCGACGCUCUGCCAAGCCAUCAGUGUGUGGUCGUUUGGGUAUGGGAUUUUUCGGUAUCUGUCAGUGAGGCGGAAUCUGCUCAAGGGGCAGUUUACGCCCGCGAUCUGGGGGCCCGCUUUUAUGACGUGUGGGUGUUUGGGGGUGUUUGGUACGAUGGGCGUGUGGAUGGAGCGGAGGAAUGCAGGACGGAGGCGUUCGAGCUAA